GCUUCUUGAUAUCAUUUAUCACCAGCAACCAUUUGUCAGCAUUCAUUUUUCUUAAAUUCAUUGCCUAUUUCAAACCAUUCCGUUUUUCAGAGCCCAAAAUGAGCUCUAGAAUUACGAAAUUUACAUCUAAAUUUCAUUUUACCACCUUUGUUCGAACUUUAUCCUCAACAGUUACCGCUAAAAAUGCUGACUCAUCAGUUCCAAGGCCUAAACCUCUACCUCAGGCGUCGUUAGAAGCAGAGCAUAUCUACACUAGUCAACAUGUAGAACUCAGAGAGUCGUACUCAAAACUGAUUCAGAAGGAAAUUGAGCCCUACAUCGAUGAAUGGGAGGCAAAAGGAAUAUUUCCGGCUCACGAACUGUUCAAGAAGCUAGGAGAUGCAGGCUUCCUGGGGAUAUCCAAGCCAGUCGAGUAUGGGGGCAUGGGGCUGGAGUACAGUUAUGAAAUCGCUGCGGCGGAGGAGUUAGGAAAGUGCUCUUGUGGGGCAAUCCCGAUGGCAAUUGAAGAUCCAUCUGUGGGAACCUAUGGUGUGCAGUCGGACAUGUCCACUCCAGCAUUGGCAAAUUUCGGGUCCCCAUUGUUGAAGGAAAAAUUCCUCUCCCCCAGCAUUAAGGGAGAAAUGGUAGCAUGCAUUGGAGUUAGUGAGCAGGGCGGGGGGAGUGACGUGGCCAACAUUGUCACCACUGCCAAGAAAAAGAAUGGAUACUAUUACAUAACAGGCAACAAAAUGUGGAUCACAAAUGGAAUCCAGGCCGACUGGAUGUGUAUGCUAGCCAAUACUGGACCCCCCUCUGCGCCCCCACACCUGAACAAGUCUUUGAUAUGCGUGCCUUUGGACUCAGAGGGCGUGCAGAGAGCGAGGAAGAUUGAGAAGCUGGGGAUGGACAGUUCAGAUACGGCACAGAUAUACUUCGACAAUGUCAAGGUGCCGGAGGAGAACUUGAUAGGGGAAGAGGGACUGGGCUUUGUGUACCAGAUGAUGCAGUUCCAGGAGGAGAGGAUCUGGGGGGCUGCCAGUAUAGUGGAGACCCUGUUCAGACUCAUAAGCGACACGAUACAAUACACAAGUGAAAGGAAGACGUUUGGGAAGCCAUUGAUUCACAACCAGUACAUCCACUUCAGACUGGCCGAGUUAGAAACAGAGGUGGAAAUGCUCAGGUCUUCCAUCUACAGAUGUGUGGGUCUAUAUCAACAAGGCUAUGACGUCACAAAACUAGCCUCGAUGGUGAAGCUAAAAGCAGGCAGACUUAGCAGGGAAGUGGCAGACACCUGUCUUCAGUUCUGGGGAGGGAUGGGAUAUUCUAGAGAGACGCACGUGAACAGAGCAUUCAGGGAUCUUCGACUUCUCUCGAUUGGAGCGGGAGCAGACGAGAUCAUGCUACAGAUAAUAUGCAAGUACAUGGGCACUCUACCUAUGCCACCCAAGAAACAACUACCUUCUUCAUAAACAUUUUCUGAAAAGUUAUAGAAUCUAUUUCUACCUUGUAUAUUUUUGUUCCGACCAUCAAAAACUUUUAAGAACUUGUAUUCGGGUGUGUUUAAUUUUUGUUCUUCACCUAAAAUCAGGUGCCACAAAUAGUCAACGGAAUGGGU
Symsagittifera roscoffensis is the source of this 1594-nucleotide messenger RNA. Its product is annotated as probable acyl-CoA dehydrogenase 6. Gene Ontology annotation, cellular component: cytoplasm. Lineage: Eukaryota; Metazoa; Xenacoelomorpha; Acoela; Convolutidae. Gene Ontology annotation, biological process: fatty acid beta-oxidation using acyl-CoA dehydrogenase. The transcript has 9 exons. The coding region runs from base 99 to 1448 and encodes 449 amino acids. Gene Ontology annotation, molecular function: acyl-CoA dehydrogenase activity; flavin adenine dinucleotide binding. The record is from RefSeq and is a predicted model, not a curated record.